This is a messenger RNA of Paramuricea clavata, 5347 nucleotides long. Lineage: Eukaryota; Metazoa; Cnidaria; Anthozoa; Malacalcyonacea; Plexauridae. The record is from the annotation of a GenBank genome assembly.
GCCGCUUUUGCGCGGGAAAUUUCAAUUUCCAAUUAUGAUUUUAUCAUUCGUCCAUGUUUUAGAAUUUGUUUACUUGAGAAAUUUAUUGUACAGUUUUUGUUUCAAAAUUACUUUCUAGCUUACAAUGGAAGAAGAAAAAGCAAGCGAAGUGAACAACAAAUAUAUCAAUUUAGACGAAUUUCACAAAAAUUCAGGGGGAACAUUUGAUAUGAACUCACUAGUGCCAGAUAUGGCCAAGGCAGAACCAUGUUGUAUGGGAAUUGAUGAAGCUGGCCGUGGGCCUGUGUUAGGUAAGGGGAAGGCUGUUUGGGUGAUGGGGUUGUGUAAAGUUUGGGAGUGUUUAUAUUGAGGUGUGUCAGCUGCCGUUCCAUGGCAACUUAGGGGCUGAUUACAUCAUUUACAUGGAGAACUUUCAACCCCGGGCCGGGGUUGAACUCAGCCCUGUUAACCAGGUUGAAAUGUUUUGCAAUUCAUGGAUAAUUUCAACCCUGGGGUUGAAACACUAUACUAUACGUUCUCGACAUUGAUUCCCGGAAGUAAAAAAGCCUUCAUUUUGUUUUCUUGUAAUAAAUAGUCACUACCACGCAUGCUCAAAUACAAGGGGCAUUUCACUCCAAAAAAGCGUACGGGAUUUUCGGAUUUUUAAAAAUCCGCGGAUUAUUUAGCGGAUUUUCCCCGGAUUUUUAGCGGAUUUUUGAAGAGAAAAUCUGUUGGAUUUUCCGGAUUUGUUCGGAUUUUUUCCGGAUUUUUUGACGAAGUGUACGGGAUUUUUGGAGUGAAAUGCCCCUCGCUCAAAUAAGUCAUGAUGAUUUCAGCCCUGGGUUGAAGCGACUACAUGACAAAAUUUUCAACCCAAGGCUGAAAUUCCAACCCUGCUAGCUGAAACAGGGUUGAAAUUUCAACACCGGGGGUUGAACUCAGCCCUGGGUUGAAAAUAUUGUCAUGUAAUCACGUGUUUGAUUUUGAUAGAGUUUUGUAUUACAGACAGGGCUGAAAUUUCUACCCGGUAAACAGGGCUGAAUUCAACCCCGGAGUUGAAAAUGCUCCAUGUAAUCAGCCCCUUAUUGACUCUUAUUGUAAAAGUUACCUGUGCUGGACCAUAUGGCUGGACAUGACUGUUCUCCUGGUUUGAAAUGUGUUCACAUGAUGUUGUUCAAGUGGGCAGUGCACUAAAACCAUUGAGCUAUGUAUACAAUUUUGCAAAAUCCAGGGGUGUGCAGAAAUUGUGGCGGGCUCAAAAUGAGUGUUGGUCAGUGGUAAUUACCAUGGGAAAUAGGACCCAGUUCUUGAGUGGCAUUAAUAUGGCAUCAGCAAAUGUCAAACUCCGUCAAGUAUUUUCUGACACUUUUUGCCAAGCACUCUCGUAAUAGACCUUAUGCAUAAUGAUGUCACAAGGCUUGAUGCCCGCGAGGAAUGCUGGUCUUAAUAGUCAUUGUGUGGGAAAAUUUCCGAUAGUGGCCAUUUUGAAUUAUUUAAUUUUCCCGGGCGAUCACGACCAAGACCAGCAUUCCUUGCAGGCACCAAGCCUUGUGACAUCAUUAUGCAUAAGGUGUAUUGUAUAGCUUGAAUGAUUGGGACCAUUGCUCAAAACAUUGAAGUUUAUGAUUUACACUACACAACUUUUGCCUAAAACUGUUGCAUGCAACCUGCUUACAACUUGAGUUGUACUUUGUAAAUCAAGCACAUGACUUGUCAACAUUGUCAUAGGUAGUUGUAUCUUAUUAUAUAGCUCAUCUAUAUGUUCCAGUUCACCUAACCCUUCUAGGAUUACAAAGCCCUAAUGAUAGACUUGACAUAUAAAAUUAACACUUUAUAAAUUACAAAUUUUUAGGGCCAAUGGUAUACAGUACAAGUUAUUGUCCAUUAUCUCAAGAUGAAAAGCUGAAAGAAUUGGGGUUUGCAGGUUAAUUAACUAACACAACCAAUUAUUACUGUCUGCUCAUAAUUUACGAGUUUCAGUAAGCAUCAGCGAGCCGCAUAUGGUGGUUGACUGCAGAAAAUGAUGAGACAGAUGCAAGAGAAUUAACCCAUUGAGCACCAGCGUUCUCCCCUUGACAAUGGUCGGCUUUGGACAGAGUAAAAUAAUAAAGUACUAGGGCAUAUUGGGGUGUAAUGAGACUUAAUGGGUUAACUAGACACAUGGGCAUAUAGACUGAUUAACCCAUUGAGCACCAGUGCUCAAUCCCCCCAUGACGUGUAAAAUUGGAAUAAUAAAGUAGGACACAUUAGGGUGCGAUGCAACUUAAUCAAUUUUGCAUCAAAUACAUAACUUUGACAUAUUGAAGAUAAUUAGUUCACUCUUGUAACUGCUGGUUGAUCACAUAUUUGCUGCACAAUAGUGCUUAGUGAAACCCACCUACACAAGACAAAUAAUUAAAUAUCAACUUGUAGAUUCUAAGACAUUGAAUGAAGAACAACGUGAAGGAUUAUUUAAAACAAUCAAUGAAAAUAGUCAAAUUCUUGGCUGGAUCACAAGAGUACUUUCUCCAAACUAUAUCUCAAAUGAAAUGUUGAGAAGGUGGGUGAAUUUCAACAAAGCCUAGAGAAGCCGAGGUAGCCAUUGUUUGUAUUAAAUGUAACAGUUCUUUGUCCAGCCUGUGAACAGUCUAAAGCAUUUCUGUCUAGAGUUUUCCAAUUUUCAAAUUUGGACCACCCCUCCCUCUCUCAAAUUGUCCCCUUCAUCUUUCAAAUUUGAACCACAAUCCCCCUCUCUCAAGCCACCUCUCAUCUUUCAAAUUUGGACCACCACCCCUCUCUUAAGUUGUGCUCCUCCCCCUCAUUUUUCAAGUUUGGACCACCACCCCCUUUUUGAAGUUGCCUCCUCAUUUUUCAAGUUUGGACCACCACCCCCCUCCCUCAAGUUGCCCCUUCAUUUUUCAAGUUUGGACUACCACCCUCUCUCUCAAGUUGCCCUCUUAUUUUUCAUGUUUGGACCCCACCCUUUCUCUCAAGUUGUCCCCCUUCAUCUUUCAAAUUUGAACCACCUCCGCUCCCAAGAUCUUUUAUUCUUCAAAUUUUAUUUGGACCUACCCCUUCCCCUCAAGUACCCCCCUCUCAACUAACCCUCCCCCCUGAGCUUAUGAUGGCCAUAAUUUGAUAUUCUAAUUAUCAGGACAAAGAACAAUUUAAACCAAAUAUCUCAUGACACUGCAAUCUGGUUGAUCAAAAGUGUCCUGGAAAGUGGCGUGAAUUUACAGCAGGCAAGCAUGUUUUUGGAUAUUUAUAAUUUGUCUGUCAUCUUUAUUGCUCUUGUUUUAUUGCGGGGAAACCAAGAUGCGAAAGAGUGGCCGACAAUUUUCACAUAUUUCACAUUUAUUACAUAGGUUCAAUUCCAGCAGCAUAUUAUGCCAAGAAAUAUUAGGGAAAACGUUUUUGUGGGUCAGAAUUUGAAUUCGUACCGUAGGUCAAGACUAGCAUGGUCUAAAAUUUUGGAAAAUUAUUAGAGGUCAGAAAAAAGGUUAAACUACUAUCUGCUAUACGUUAAUGCUUCGUUAAACCAACCUAUUGUGAACAGAUUAGUUAUUUUUAUGCAUCCUUUAACUUUACAAACGUAUACCAUUCAGUUGUCUCACAUGUCCUUUAUCACUUCUGUGACAUGAGGUUGAUAACUGCUUAUGUAAGUUCCUGCAGUCUAAAAUUUCAUGCUUUCCACAUGUACUUUCUUUAGAGACACGGCCAACUUGCCUCCUGAAAGUGCCUCUGAUUGAUUUACAUAUUUAUUGACAUAUGACUGUUGACAUUGUUUUUUAGUAUUCAAUAUUUGAGCCAUUAAUCCAUUUACCCAACUUUUUACUCACUCAAAAUUUUGUUUACCCAACACUUUUCUCUAGUCUGUGCCGCCCCCCGCCAUAAAUAAUGACUGGUUUCUAAACAAAAAAUAAUGAAAAGUAAUUUCUUUCCCAGGUAUAUGUGGAUACCGUUGGUGAUCCUAACAAAUACCAGAAGAAACUAGAACUCGAGUUUCCACAACUUGAAAUCACAGUCAAAGCAAAGGCUGAUGCUCUGUUUCCAAUUGUGAGCGCUGCCAGUAUCUGUGCUAAGGUAAAUAUCUGCGCGGUAGGCUAAUAUCCAGACGACUCUCCGGCAUCAACUCUCAUGCAACUCCUGUUCUCGUUUGCAGACCGGGGCAUGAGAGUUGAGAAAACUCUCAUGCAAACUCUCGCUUCUCAACUGUCAUAUAGUCCACUCUCAUGCAACUCUCGUUCUCGUUUGACCCGGGGCAUGAGAGUUGAGAAAACUCCCAUGCAAACUCUCGCUUCUCAACUCUCAUGCAACUCUCGUUCUCGUUUGACCGGGGCAUGAGAGUUGAGAAAACUCUCAUACAAACUCUCGCUUCUCAACUCUCAUGCAACUCUCGUUCUCGUUUGACCCGGGGCAUGAGAGUUGAGAAAACUCUCAUGCAAACUCUCGCUUCUCAACUCUCAUGCAACGCUCGUUCUCGUUUGACCGGGGCAUGAGAGUUGAGAAAACUCUCAUACAAACUCUCGCUUGUCAAGUUUCUCCCUCGUCAGUUUGGGGUUUUCUUUACGUUGUUACUAAAAAACGUUUGUGUUUUAGGUUGCAAGAGACAGAGUUAUCCAAACCUGGACAUUUAUUGAAAAAGUUUCCUUUCCAACGGCAUACGGGUGUGGCUACCCCUCAGGUAUAAUUUGCAUUAACGCGUUCAUGCGAAGAAGAUAUUAUUUCAUAUCGAGUAUCAAUAUCUUUUACCGAACACUUCUUUUUUCUUGUUGUUUUUGGUCUUCCGAUGCGUAUCACAUGCAGUAUUGAAAAGGUUACUAUAUUAUUACUUAAACUGCAAUUUAUUCAUGCUCGCAAAAUGUUUUAUACUAGAGAAGUGUUUUCUCUUUCAUUCUCUAAAACUUGUAUACCCAAAUGCUCAUUUGCAGUUUACGAUACUGCGAGCGGUAAAUUAAUUUGCAAUCAGUAGUUUGUCGUUUAUACUAUUUUUUUAAGCUAAAUAUCUUAGAAUGUUUGAGACUGGCGCGCGAAAGGCACAGGUAUACCAGAAAAGUGUAAAACAGCAGAGGAUAAAGGAUAAAAGAAAAAUAGAAGGAACCUUUGAUUCGAAACUCCAUAGUUUUACUUGAGACGUGACGCUAUCAAGUUAUGCAAAACGUGUACCAUUUAGAUCCAGCGACCAAGAAAUGGUUGGCCGAUAUAGUUGACAAGGUUUUUGGAUUCCCACAGUUCGUAAGAUUUAGUUGGUCGACUUCUAAAGAUAUCUUGGAGAAACAGUGUGCUCCUAUUGAAUGGUACGAUAUCUUUUUUUAAUUUAGAAUUAUACUGCAUUGUUCUUUUAAACUCGAUUAGAUCUUCUCUAAUAAGCUGCAUGCAUAACUCACUG